UCGAGCUUGAGGCGCGUGAAUCCUAAGGCCAGAGGCGGGAAGCCCGAGGUGCCUAGACUCAAACUCGGACCCUCGUCCCACGUCGUCAGACUGUCCUUCUGUAUGGACCUGCCAAUCAUAAUUGAGCGCCUCAUCCUAGAAUUCGUCGAAACCAUCUCAAUUAGCUGAGUGCUCCUCAGCCCGGCCUACCUGGUCGGUCAUCGAGCCUGAGGCGUGGCCUCGAGUUUUGAUGGGAACAUCCCGGGAGACGAGGCAGGACAUUUGUGUGAAAUUGGGGUGCCAAGAUGCAGCAAAGGAUCCCCGAGAAGACCAUGCUCAAGGGCUUGACCACCCAUUUCGCGCUCAAUCGACUCAUCACCGGCAUGGAAGCCAUCUUGGACGAGGACCGCGUGUCCUGGUCCAUGAUCCUCGAGCGUGCUUUGUCGGCGCGCUCCUUGACCUCGCUCUUUCCCUGGAGUUUGGCCGGGUUGGCCGUGGUUCAGAGCUUGAUCUUGCUGUUGGCCAGUGGCUUGUCCGAGUCGCCGUCGCAACGCGGUUGGCUGGCCCUGCAAGGUCUGGUGGUGUUGCUGUUUGCCGUGUUCAACGUGUACUUGACUGUAUGGGAGCAUCGCCUCAAAGAAGAUGAGAUGCGGGCUCGCUGUUGUCACGUGCUCAAACGCUUGAAGCAAGUCAAGGAACACAUCCAUUGGAACCCCACCAACUAUCCUCACCUGCACACGCCCAUGGCCGCCAGUAUCGUGCUGCAAUGGACCAUUCGGGACAAGAAACAAGUCAACCUCCCGGUCAGCCUCUUGGUGGAAAGUGACCUGGUCUUUCUCAAACCCGGUCAAGCCGCCCCAGGUCGAUGCCAUAGCUUUGACGAUCCCAAAGUGAAAAUGGAACCGGGCGAUAUCCUCCAUGUUGAUACGCAUCACACCACCGAAAUCAGCCCCACGCCCGAAUUCAAGACUCCGGCCAAACCCCAGCUUUUCAUCAUGGACGAGACACCCUAUUUGGCCGUCUUAAAGAUGGUGCUUCAACGGAAGGAACGAGUCCAAAAGUCUGUGCUCAACAAACACACCUAUUUGCUUUUUGUGCAGAUCUUGAGCCACUUUUUGUUUCCGCUCGCCUUCCUCAUUACUUUUAUUUGGAGUGCCCUCCGUCACAACCAAGGCUGGAGUUUCUACGGCGCUCAUGACUACAUUCAAUUGUUCUUGGUGCAACCCGUGGCCGUUGUUUUACCGCUGGUCUCGUUUGCCUUUCCCGUGUGCUAUGUCAUUGUCAAUUACAUAGGGAUGGCCUGGAUCCUGGGUGUGUACAGCACCUCUCGCCAUAUUAGGGUCAACGAUGACCCAUUUGAUGAUUCCGUAGACAAACCCGAGCUCGAAACUACCAAUCGAGCUUCCUUUCCGAAAAUGAAACGGUUUUUUAUGAAGUCCAUGUUUGGCACUGGUGAAUAUCUAAGUCGCACCGAAAACAUCGUUCAUACUCUCGGCUCCAUCACGGCCUUAUGUUGUACGGACAAGAAAGGCAUUUUGUCGUGGCCUUUGGCUUCGCCGGAGAAGAUUUUCAUCUUGAAAAAAGAAAAGAAAUCGUCGACGAAAAAAUCGCUAGAUGAAUCGGAUUACAUUCUAACCCCCGAGAUUCUGACGGUGACUCACGAUCCCCAUAACCCAACAUCUGUUGAGUUUGACGAUCCCAGUUGGCGGAAAUAUCUCCCGUUUCUCAAACCUUUGGGCUUGUCCAUCUUGCUGAAUACGUGCAAUAUUCAAACCGAAGAGAAGUACACAAAUUUUUUUAAUCACUUGACGUGUGAAUCCAUGAAAAACGAGGAUUCGGCCCGAUCCACGCAUGUGCACAAGAACAAUGUGAUUGACAUGCUUCCGAUUGUUACUCGAGGGUGUUUGUGCGAAAUGUCUCGGAAAAUUGGUUUCGAUGGCAAAACCUCCAACCAAUACUCGCUCUCGAGCCAAAUUCAAACAUUCAGACAUGUUCAAACUGAUCGCCAUGAUCGCUUUGCCAAGAACUUGAUGAUGGCCAAGUUGAAGUUUCCCUUUCCGCACAUGGUGUCAGUAAUGACUCAGGAUCGUUCCACGGGCUCUCGGCAAUUGAUCUCUCAAGGAACGGGAGAUAUCGUGCUGGACUCAUGCACAGACUGUUGGUGUGGGGACGAUCUUGAGCCAUUGACCGAAAGUCUCCGGAAGACGAUUUUGGACUUCUACCAAAGAGCCAGCCUGUCUUCGUACGCCACGGCCUUUUCCUACCGACCACAGACGUUCCCCUUACCUUGGAAAAAUUGCGCCGAAUAUCUACAGCUUCCCACACAUAGCCUCCCAUUCUACUGGCAGUACAACGAAGAAACCGAAGGCAUCGAUACGGAUGCCAUUACUUCUCACAUCUCCAUUGGCGGCAAGCAGACCUCGUGCUUUGACAAGCCAAAAUCCGAAGAUAAUUACGUCAAAACGAAAGAAGACGCCAUGCAUUGCUUAGAGCUACAAUGUAAUCAAACUUUCUUGGCUAUGGUGCAAUUGCAAUAUCAAGUCAUGGUGGAAAUUGUUCAGUUGGUGGACUUGUUGGAGAAGGCUUGCAUUCGCUUUGUUCAUUUUAGUCGGGAAAACGAGCUCAGAUCGAGUGUAUUUUCCGAGAAAAUGGGCCUCGAGAGUGGCUGGAAUUGUCAUAUUUCGCUACGAAGUCCCAACCCAUCUAAACCCACUACUGUGUCCACCAAAGGCGAUAAGCUGUCUGAAGACGAUCAUUCGGGCCUCGAAAAGAACAACAAAAUUCGAGGCUCCCUCCCAGACAAGCUGAACCGCCCCAUUUGGUUCCUGGACUUCCCAAAGUGGCAAGAGACCAAGGGCGGGCUUCGAGCAGAGCGAAGGUUGAGUCGCGCCGAACUGAUCCGAUCCGCAAGAUCGAACUCUUGCGAAAAUCUAGAGGAUUCCGUUGAAAGCCAAGGCGACGCUAGUGUGACGACCGAUUCUGACCCGUUCGAGUACGACAUGUCCAAUCGAGCCCAAUUGCCGCGAGGAAUCGAGAACAUCCGACCUCAUUUGGAAACCAUGGACAAUGUACCAUUGUUAGUGUCGCUCUUUACGGACGCAACAGCAGAGACCACGAAAGAAAUGGUGCAAAUCAUGCAAGACUAUGGCGAGGUCAUCUGUGUCAUGGGCUCGUCGGCCAACUACAAGAACAUAGGGACUUUCAUCCAAUCUGACGCGUCGUUGGCUAUCGAGCCGAGAUAUCCUCAGCUCUGCCAAACGGUCCCCGUGUCCAUCCCGCCCAAAGUUGGCCCUUCGCCCGCAGCAAUCAGUCAGUUGCUCAAUUCGGUGGCGUCUUCCUUGUCUUUCAAAAUGGAAGACGAGAUCUCGAUCUACCAUUUGAUCAUGGAAUCCCGUCAUUACACCAUGGCUCUCAUUAAUGGGCUCAAAUUCUGGGCAUGCACUCUCGUAUCUCUAAGUCUGCUUCAGCUUUGCUCAUUGUUCUUAACUUUGCCGCUUUUUCUGACCAUCGGUCAAGUGAUGUGGAUGUCUUUGUUGAUCCUGCCUCUCCUCAGUUUAUCCUUACUGGGCACGAAGAAGGAUCCGAAUAUCAUGAAUAUCUCCACCGGGAAAAACAACAUCCUACUCAACUUUGACCUGCUCAAGUAUUCCCUUUGGUGCUAUGGAUCCCGGUUUCUCCCGACCAUUGUGAUCCUGAUCAUAUGUCACUUGCUUACCACCGUGUCAUUGAUCCAAACCUGUCCUUCCAACCAUGUGAAUCAUACCGACCCGAUCGUUCUGUCUAGUCCCUCCAUUUUGAUGCCCUUGGAUAAUCUCGAAGAUCUGGUAUACUGCUCCGAUGACGAAAUCGCCACUGACAUGGUUCUGCCUCAACUCUUCAAUUUCGCUUUCACCUUUCUUUAUAUGGUGGUGAUUUCGCUCUCGUUUGUAUCGCGAACCCAUCAAAUCUGGCAAAAGCACCCCGGUCAAAAUCCGGCCUGGUUGGUCAUAACGUCGCUCUUGGCCAUUUUCAUGGCUAUCUACGUGGCCUUGUACGUGGGUUCGAGCCCGGGUGAAUAUUAUGCACCGGUUCACGUGUGGAUCAUCCUCAUGGUGGGGUUGCUUGUGGUGUCACUGAUCAAUGAGAUUGUCAAACGGCAAGAAAUCAAAGUGGAAGUCCGAUACCAGAAACGAGAACGAUUGGAAUUUGGCACAAAACUAGGCAUUAAUUCACCAUUUUAACUACUAACCUGUUUAAUCUUGCAUGAUAGCAACUUUAGUGUGCCAUAUAAUAGCGAAGAGUAUUUAUACAUACUUAGAUAUUGGAAUACAUUCUCUCUUGUCUAUCGUAAUUCCUUCCCAAAUAUGCCACAACAUCGACUCUGAUUUAAGAUCCAAGGUUUAUUGUUACAUGUUCACUAGAGCCCACUUAUUUAGGUGGACUGGGUGUUUUUUUUCCAAGAGGAUGAGCCCAUUUUUACGGAAACAAUUUAGGCGUCUCGUUGUAUUUCUGGUUGUAGAAGGGGAUGUGUUCCAAGACAGCCUUGCCUCGCCAUUGAGAGGUGAAGAAUAAGACGGCCAAUCCAGCCGUGGCGCCAUAGGUCGCCAUACUGGGCAAG
Molecule: messenger RNA, 4576 nt
Organism: Tigriopus californicus
Lineage: Eukaryota; Metazoa; Arthropoda; Copepoda; Harpacticoida; Harpacticidae
Product: transmembrane protein 94-like
Exons: 3
Coding region: 285-4199 (1304 amino acids)
Molecular function (GO): nucleotide binding
Source: RefSeq, a predicted model, not a curated record